Molecule: messenger RNA, 945 nt
Organism: Danaus plexippus (monarch butterfly)
Lineage: Eukaryota; Metazoa; Arthropoda; Insecta; Lepidoptera; Nymphalidae
Exons: 2
Coding region: 29-781 (250 amino acids)
Source: RefSeq, a predicted model, not a curated record
UCAGUGCAGACGUUUCGAUAUAGAAAACAUGUACAAGUUUUAUAUUUUAAUUAUCGGAGCGGCGUCAGCUUUGCCGAAUCCUGAGAAUUUUGAACAGAAUUCUAUAGAACCGACGGUGGAAAACACAGCGAGAUCGAUGGGUAAAGAUUGUACGGGCGGAAUUUUCAGCCCAACGUGCCUGAAAAUUGAGGCUAUAUCGGUUUUAGAGAAAUUGAGCGCCAAGGAUGAACUGCAUUUAUUGCCGGGCAUCAGUGUUGUUAAGGAAGCAACAGAAAAUGAUACGAAGGCCGAGGACUUUGCUGCUGAACUUGCUAGAUCGUUGCCAUCAAAGCCUGAUGAGAGGUUGGACAAAUAUCUUUUGUACAGACUCGGGACGUACCUGGACAGUCAUUCAGUAAAGCUGAGGCUUUUGGAGGACGGUGCUACUGAAGAGGCGAGGGCUCUGAUGGGUGAAGGACGUGGAAAAGGUGGUCUUGGAGGCGGGAAGAAGGGAGGCAUGGGUGGAUUGAUUGCUGCUGCUAUGAUGAUGAAGGGUACCCUGAUGUCGAUUGCUCUCGGCGCACUCGCAUUACUUGCGGGGAAAGCCUUAAUGACUGCGCUAAUGUCCCUGCUAUUAUCAGCUGUUAUUGGUCUGAAAUCAUUAUCAGGAGGCGGCAAAUCAACAACAUACGAAGUUAUAUCAAAACCGAUAUAUACUCACUCUCAUUCUCACUCCACUGGUCAUGAGGAUGUCGGAGGUUAUGGGCACUCGGGCUACGGAAGAAAUUUGAAAAUCCAAUAAUACACAGCGUCUUCGUGGACUGCUAUGAUUGUUUUAUUAUAGUGUACAAACGGAAUUAUUUAUUUCGACGAUUAAUUUAUUUUAUUUAUUCAUAGAUUAAGUUUAUUUAUUAUGUCUGUCAAGACACAAAUAUUCGUAUGGAAUUCUCAACUUAUGUGCUUAUU